AAACGUCACUCAUUCAUAAACUCGACAACCAUUGCAAGACUGACCAUUGCGCGGUACACACGCAGCCAGUGAUUUUUUUAUCCCAUAGUAUUACCAGUGUUGUGAAAAUGAGUGGCAACUUUCUGACUAUACCCGGGGACUCUUUAGGACGCCGGUCUAGGAGUUCAUCAUUGACAGACCUCAUAUCGUCGUUCGAUAAUAAAGCACAGGCGCACACAGAGUUACAGAAGAUCACAGCAUUCAGCGGACAGUUCGACAAAAACCACAAACCUACAUUUUCUAAAGACGAAUAUGGCAAACCGGUACCUGGUUCCAUGACCGAGUACAGAGGCGCCGAGGCGCAGGCGAGGGUGUGCACGGAAAUGAAGGAGCUCUGUGAAAUCAUACACGAAUACGGCAAGACGCCGUGUAAAGGACUCUUACCGCCGGAACUGAAGAGCGCGACCAAAGUUAUCUCAUUCGGGGAACUAUUCACAAUCUACACAGUAAUCUCUGACAAACUCGUUGGCCUUCUGCUGAGGACGCGAAAGUAUCAACUAACGUACUUUGAAGGAGAAGUCUUAUUUCAGAAGCGAGAUGAUGAUGUACCUGUGUUCUUGAUGAAGUCCAUUGAAGAAAUACGAGAAUACUGUAAUAAUAAAGCAUUGCAGGCCCGCCGGUCGGUGUCUCCUAUGCCAAACUAAGGUCAACGACUAAUAUACUCAGUAGCAGAUUUAUCCGCCCACAUUAAUAUGACGCGAGUAUAUUAAAGUGGGUGGAUAAUUGUGCCUCUGAGUAUACUCAGAUAAUAAGAUAGAACAUUAUUGCCUGUAUUUUAGGGUGACUGAAAGAUAUGGAUAAAAGUCUUGUAAUUUCUCGAGUAAGCUCGACUAUUUCAAACAGAUUUCGAUACAAAAAAAUUAAAAGUAAUUUUUUAAACAUAAAUGAUUAUUUAUUGUACAGGUUAGGUUUUCUUACGAUUUUGGAUUUGAAAUAAUCGAAUUUACUGCGAUUGAAUGUGCCUGAGAAUUGUAGUCAUUGUGUUAUUGCUCCUCUACACCAUCAGUCAUGAUGACCCCCAACCUCGUAGAACGUGGAUUAAGAAAGAAGUAAAUUUUUCGAGAGUCGACAGAAACAAUAAAUCAAAAUGGGGUCAAUAAACUCUAAAAUUCAAACAGGGUGCCUAGUGGCAGUUUGAUACUGUUACCGUCACGUAACGUAAACGCGAAUUUCUAAGGAAUUGAUCCAGCGCCAUCUAGUGGCACUACUGCACAACUGUUUCAAUUCCAUAUAAAUUUGCGUAAACGUCGAUGUGAUAAUAACAGUAUGAAAAUAUUGAAAACUCCCACUAGACACACAGAAUGCCUGGACUGUUACUAUCACGUUAAACGCGAAUUUAUAUGGAAUUAAAAUAGUUGUGCAGUAGUGCCACUAGAUGGUGCUGUUUCAAUUCCUUAGAAAUUCACGUUUACGUUAACGCGAUCGUCACAGUAAUAAACUGCCACUAGCUGCUUUGGUUUUUGUUCAGUUAGCAUACAUGUCACGCCUGUUUCCCAGAGAGUUCCCUCUAGUCACGAUAAAAUUAUAGGAAAAUAAUUAAAUGUUUUAAAUUCCUGGACAUUUUAAAUUUUCAGACAUGUGCCCUUUUCGAAAUUACAUAUUCAAUUAGUGGAAAUUCCUUAUUCAAUUGGAGGUGCAUGCCCCAUACCGGAUUCGAACCCACACCCUCCGGAAUCGGAGGCAGAGGUCAUAUGAGCUAUCACGGUUUUUAUAAUCUGCUUAUCAUAAAAAUAUUGAAGUUUAAUAACUAAUAAUUAAGUUUAAAUUAAAGAUAAAGUUUAAGUAGGUUUGUUUAAAAAAGUAAAUGUCAAGCAUAAAUGUAUUAUUAUAUAUAGAAAUAAAUGAAAUGUACCUACACAACUAAUAUGAAAUAAAAUUAAUUACAAUGUCAAAUAUUAACAGUAAUGCAUAAAAAAAAAACCUAAAACUAUCACAAUACAAAAUUUAUUAUUUUGAGUGUGUUUGUAUUGUAUUCGGAAAAACGUCAAUUGAAGUUAAGCUGAUAGAUAAAUGAAUUUGCAAAACGAUCGCAUGUGUCGAAAUGGUGGCAGUCGCCGGUCUGUGCUCGCCCAUUAUGUCUGAUAGUGUAGAGGGGCCAUUUAAAGUGUUUUUCAUAUAGCAUGGGUACGGUGACAGUCGCCUCUAUGACGUUCAUAAUACGUACUAUUAAAGUGAAUCGCGGAAAACUUUCAAGAGUAAAACGAACUGUCACCCGCACCAUCCUACAUGAAACGAACUGUAAAUUGUAAUAUACUUUGGUAAUGUUAAGGAGUGGUUUAAAAUUGUCAAUAUUGAAAGUAAUGAACGGAGGAUUAGUUAUUGUUAUAAUAAUAUGUUGAUGUUAUAGUAAUUGUAUAUUUAGGUUAUGAUAAAAAUAAACGACAAAAUGUAGUAUUGUUACAUCAAUAACAUUUAUAUUAGAGACUAGCGGACGCCCGCGACUUCGCGACCCUAUUUUUACCCUUACCCCUACCCUAACCCUACCCUACCCUUACUCUACCUGUACCCUACCACGUGACGGCGACGGAAGCUUAAAAUUUUGAGUAACUUCUCCCGUUUUCCCAACAUUUCCCUUCACUGCUCUGCUCCUAUUGAUUAUAGCGUGAUGAAAGGAAUACUAUAACCUGCGCAGGAGUGUGAAGAAUAAUUGUACCAAGUUUCGUUAAAAUCCGUAGAGUAGUUUUUGUUUCUAUAAAGAACAUACAGACAGACAGACAAAAAUUUUACUGAUUGCAUUUUUGGCAUCAGUAUCGACCACUAAUUACCCCCUGAUAGUUAUUUUGGAAAUAUAUUUCAUGUACAGAAUUGACCUCUCUACAGAUUUAUUAUAUAUAGUAUAGAUAGCGCAUCAAAACUGAGGUGGAGAAAUGUGCAUAAUUGUCAUAAUUUCAUUUAGUCGCUUAUAAAAAAAACAAAAGUUAUUUAAACAUAAUUAUAAUGUGUCGAGUUGUGUGUUUAGGAAGUGUAAAAACUAUAUUAUACAGUACAGUACAGUACAGAAAGCCGUGAUAGCGCAGUGGAUAUGACCUCUGCCUCCGAUUCCGGAGGGCGUGGGAUCCGGUCCGGGGCAUGCACCUCCAACUUUUCAGUUGUGUGCAUUUUAAGAAAUUAAAUAUCACGUGUCUUAAACGGUGGAGCAAACCUACAUACCAGAGAAUUUUCUUAAUUAUCUGCGUGUGUGAAGUCUGCCAAUUCGCAUUGGGCCAGCAUGGUGGACUAGAUUGGCCUAACCCCUCUCAUUUUGAGAGGAGACUCGAGCUCAGCAGUGAGCCGAAUAUGGGUUGAUAACGACGAUAUAAUGCAAACACAAAAUUGUGUAUGUGUGCACCUAGUGGAGUCGUUAAAUUCGAACAACUUUUUGCGGUGAUUUUGUAGACACUAAACAUAUCUAUAGUAUAAAAUAAUCAUUGCUGAACAUGAACAUGGCAUUACUUAUAAUCCUGUACUUAUUCUAAAAAUUUAUACUUAUUUUUGUUUUUUACGAAAAAUGUUUUCUUUCACUAAAGUUUUUUUUGAUUAUACUUUGAUCUACAUACAAAAAUAAAAAAAUGAAUUUCCUUAGCAACUUAUACGAAAUUUCAAAAAGUCAAAGUUAAAUUCGAUGACUAUACGAACCCUUAGUAUAAGGGUUUGUGAUGAAUCGUGUCUCAGAUGAAAAUUCUUUUUAUGGUUUCUAAACUUGAGAUUUAAUCAGUCUAUCGUAUACACGUGCCGAGAAUCACAUGUAAACACAAAUAUUGAAUACUAGCAAAACCUCGCAGUUUUACUCACGUAGUUUCCGUUUCCGGGAUAAUAUAUAGCCUAUAACACUCAUAGAUAGUGUAGGUUCCAAACAGUGAAAGAGUUUGUCAAAUCAGUUUAGUAGUUUCGGAGCCUAUUGCAAACAAACAAACAAUCAAAUCUUUCCUCUUUAUAAUUAAUACUAAUUAUAUAAAGCUGAAGAGUUUGUUUGUUUGUUUGAUUGAACGCGCUAAUCUCAGGAACUACUGGUCCGAUUUGAAAAAUUCUUUCAGUGUUAGAUAGCCCAUUUAUUGAGCAAGGCUAUAUAUUAUUCCCGUACUCCUACGGGAACGAGAACCACGCAGGUGAAACCGCGCGGCGUCAGCUAGUUAUAAUAUAUUUAAAAAAUGAAACUGGUAACUAAGCGCAAUUAACCCUCCGUCUAAGAAACGUGACGUUUAUGAGCUGCAAUAUUCUAUUUUUACAACAAAAUAAGAUGGACCGAGACUUUAACACUAUAGUAUAAAAUGUACGAUUACGACUAAUAUUAUUGUAUAGUAUACUAUAGAGGGGAUAUAACCCCAAUCGAUGAAAGUACAGUGAUUCAAAGAAAUAAUUUAAAUAAAGAUAAUAAAUUAUUUGCAGUAGGUACCUAAUGGUAUCCAUUUGUGAUUGUACUUUUUAGAAAAAGUACAAUAAUUUUGUACCUUUUUAGAAAAAGUACAAUAAUUUUGUACCUUUUUAGAAAAAGUACAAUAAUUUUUUACUUUUUAGAAAAAGUACAAUAAUUUUGUACUCUUUAGAAAAAGUACAAUAAUUUUGUACUUUUUUAGAAAAAGGACAAUAAUUUUGUACUUUUUUAGAAAAAGGACAAUAAUUUUGUACUUUUUCUACCUUCUUAUUUAAUUCAAGUUUGAAUUACUUACAAGUAAGGAACAUCACAAUGAUGAAUGAAGCGUUUCAAUAUAACGUAAUGUUGAGAUGCCGUGGUUUUCUUUUGUACUAGAACACAAUGAAUCAUCUCAUAAAUAUUUACUACAUUUAUGUACUAACUAAUAAGCAUAGAUAUAAUAUGUUGUAACUUGUUACGUAUGCACAUAAAUAUAAUUAGAAAUAAAAUAUCGAAAAGAAGGGACCUAGAGUAGUGUUUGUCUUUAGGUUAGUGCCUAUAUUUUUGUUAAGUUAUAACAACUCUCGGCAAGAACCAGCUCAUGACUAAGGGCCCCGUAUGGGUUCGAAACUAGUCGGGCAUACUCCGACGUAAUAUCACGUGAGUUUUAGCCGUGUUUCAUAAUCAACUCUCGGUAAUCAUAAAUAUUGACAAAAAUCACCAUUCUUCUUCUGUUUGAGAGUUACAAGUAUUAUGCCGUAGACAAAUUAAUGUUUUAGAUUAAUUUUAAACCUAAGAUACAACAGGCAGACAUACGGAAAAACAUAUGAUCCUACUUUUACAUUGGAUAAAGUCAUACUUUAAAAGAUCUAGUCAAUUAAAUAUAAGAGCAAAACUAAACUGUAAAAUUAAUCGAUGUAUGAGUUAUAUUAAAUUAUACAGGGUGAUCGGGAGUAUUACAUAACAUCAAGGUGUUGACAAGUCCACUCAAAGGAGCCGAACUGCAUAACUAAUAUUUUAUUUAACUAAAAAAUAAAAACUUAUAUGUUUUCGUACAAAGUAGUUCAAAUAAUUCCGACUAUCCAUGCAAUACACGCCUUUAUUUAUUCUUGCAUUUUAAAAUACAUAAAACUUGGCUACGUCAUAAUAAUAAUGAUGCGUAAAAGGGACACAUUUUAAAUUUAUUUACAAAAGAAAAAUUAUUACCCCGAAAAUUUAGAACACCAGUUCCUUGAACGUUUUUAAUUAACUUUUGGAAAAGAAUGUAACCCUAGAGUUAUGAGAAAUACUCCCCAGCACCCUGUAUAAUAUUAAAUAGAUAUUAAGUUUUAAUUGUUUUAAUACUAAACUAUAUGUUUACGCAACAAAAAUAUAAAAACAAUAUCACAUAUUCUAGUCAAUACAUUUUUAUGUGAAAAUCAAAAUACAAAUUUCAUAUUUAAGAGAGUCAUCGUAUAGAGAUUUAAUAUUGCUUGUAUAGUUUUAGAAUUACCUACAAAAAAUAUUAUUAUAGAAACAAAAAACCCGACUGUGUAAAGAACUGAAAAGAGGAAAACAAGUAUCACAAUAUGUAUAGUAUUCUAACUAAAUUCUUUACCUUGCCGCAUGCGGUGACAAACAUAGCUUUGGUAGAUCAUUCUUUGCCCGUACGUAGAAAGUAUUGCUUCUCCCCGCCUAUAAACAGGCUACUUGCCUCUUUUGUAAACAGUGUUUAAACUAUGGAAGUAUUAUAAGUUAUAUUUUAUUUUGUCCCGUCUUUAAUAACCAGUCAAAAAUUAAUAUAAAUGAAAAAAUAUCUACGAUUUUUGCCGCCGAAACAGAACACAUUAGCAAGUGACGUCAUUCAUAGAGAUAACAGCGUGAUUGGCAUUUGCAGUGAAGUCACGUCACCUCAAGCGCCAAUCACAAACCGAUGCCUUAUAGUGAAUGACGUCACAGUUUAUGAUUGGCGUUUGCAGUGACGUGAUAAAAAUACAAUUUUGUUUUAUAAAAAUAUUACAAUUACGGGAUUUUUUUCACAAAUAAAAAUGUGAUAGAGUUGCUAGGCAUCUAAACUGCAUAUAUGCAAAAAAAUCUUCUUAGUUUUAUACAGCAGGCGAGUAGCCUAUUAAUUUUUUCUAACAGUGGAAUUCAUAGACGUUGUAGAGGCACCGCCAGUGGAUUAUUCCCCCGCUGAGUGUAAAAUUGUCAAACAAAUAGAGUUUAAAUUCGACAGUCAGCGGCUGAAUGAUCCCCUGUGGGUGUCCCUACAACGUCUAUGAAUCCCUUUGUAAAUAUUGUAUGAGCUACAAAUUUAUUACAUUCUAUGCAAGGUCUAAAAGUAAUAAAUUACAUCACUGACUGUUCAAAAUGAUUUACUAUGAAAAGUUGGCUAGUUUUCUAGGUAUUCAGUGAUAUUAUAUCACUGAGGCCGCCGAUUUUUUAUUUGUGUACAAAAGAUUCAAACUUUCUUAUAAAAUAUAAAUUUUGUGAGAUGUAUUAGAAUAUAAACAGAAACAUGUAUAUUUAUGUGGAAAUAUAGAAUGUUCUAUUUAACAUAAUAUAACAUUAUUAGUUUUAUUUUAAAUAUAAUUUUUAGUUAUUUUAAGUAAAAUCAUUAGGUUUCAAAAGAAAUAUUAAAACUAAUAAAUUGAAAUUUUAUUAAAUCCUU
This is a messenger RNA of Bicyclus anynana (squinting bush brown), 7019 nucleotides long. Its product is annotated as actin-binding Rho-activating protein. The transcript has 5 exons. Gene Ontology annotation, biological process: positive regulation of Rho protein signal transduction. The record is from RefSeq and is a predicted model, not a curated record. Bases 108 to 683 code for a protein of 191 amino acids. Gene Ontology annotation, molecular function: actin binding. NCBI's taxonomy places the organism in Eukaryota, Metazoa, Arthropoda, Insecta, Lepidoptera, Nymphalidae.